Molecule: messenger RNA, 3605 nt
Organism: Mus musculus (house mouse)
Lineage: Eukaryota; Metazoa; Chordata; Mammalia; Rodentia; Muridae
Gene: Tspan15
Product: tetraspanin 15
Exons: 8
Coding region: 104-988 (294 amino acids)
Biological process (GO): regulation of membrane protein ectodomain proteolysis; negative regulation of Notch signaling pathway; protein localization to plasma membrane
Cellular component (GO): late endosome membrane; plasma membrane; membrane
Molecular function (GO): enzyme binding
Source: RefSeq, marked validated
GGGAGAGAGCGCGGGUGGCGGGCCAGGCCGCGGGACAGCCGCAGGUGGGGCCUGGAGCGGUGGCCGGAUCGAGGCAGCCCCGCAGCCCCGCGCGGGAGCCAAGAUGCCUCGCGGGGACUCGGAGCAGGUGCGCUACUGCGCGCGCUUCUCCUAUCUUUGGCUCAAGUUCUCUCUCAUCAUCUACUCCACCGUGUUCUGGCUGAUUGGGGGCCUGGUCCUGUCAGUGGGGAUCUACGCAGAGGCAGAGCGGCAGAAAUACAAAACCCUGGAGAGUGCCUUCCUGGCCCCCGCCAUCAUCCUCAUCCUCCUGGGGGUGGUCAUGUUCAUCGUCUCCUUCAUCGGGGUGCUGGCUUCCCUCCGGGACAACCUGUGCCUUCUGCAGUCGUUUAUGUAUAUCCUGGGGAUCUGCCUGGUCAUGGAGCUUAUUGGUGGCAUAGUGGCUUUGAUCUUCCGGAACCAGACUAUUGACUUUCUGAACGACAACAUCCGGAGAGGAAUCGAGAAUUACUACGAUGAUCUGGACUUCAAGAACAUCAUGGACUUUGUUCAGAAGAAGUUCAAGUGCUGUGGCGGGGAGGACUACAGAGACUGGAGCAAAAACCAGUACCAUGACUGCAGCGCCCCCGGGCCCCUGGCCUGCGGGGUGCCCUACACCUGCUGCAUCAGGAACACGACAGAUGUUGUCAACACCAUGUGUGGCUACAAAACAAUCGACAAGGAGCGCCUGAAUGCACAGAACAUCAUUCACGUGCGGGGCUGCACCAACGCCGUGUUGAUAUGGUUCAUGGACAACUAUACCAUCAUGGCGGGCCUUUUACUGGGCAUCCUGCUUCCUCAGUUUCUUGGUGUGCUGCUGACCCUACUGUACAUCACCCGUGUGGAGGACAUUAUCUUGGAGCACUCUGUCACGGAUGGAUUGCUGGGACCUGGUGCCAAGUCCAGAACGGACACAGCAGGCACUGGAUGCUGCCUGUGCUAUCCCGAUUAGCUAUGCUGAUUGAGCUAUCCUGGCCCGGCACAGCAGCUCCCAGCCGGACUGUACUGCAAAGUGCAUCUAAGACUACACAAGCUGGACAGGACCAGCUGCAGCUCCUCUGCCCACCCACGGCGCUGACCAAAGCCCAGGGUGUAUGUACCUGCGUAUAGUGUCUGAUGGCCACUCCUCCUAGGGGAAAGCUGAACCCUGUGGGAUCCCGGGAACAGGGAUAGCCCAGCUCCGGUUCUGAGUCCUGGAGAAGGCAGCUCAGGGCUCCGUGUGGGCUCUUUUUCUUUCUGGCAGUGCCUUGGCCAGUGGUCAUUAUGCCCCUUCAAGGGCAGUUUUGCAGUGAUUAUUUUUAAAGGCAAGAAGGGAGUGUAUCUGUUCUAUAGGGAAGUCCUGGGUGCAGCCCUGGUACACUACUCUAGAUGUGACGUUGGACUGUGUCUCAAAUUCCCAGGUGCCUUGAGUCCUCUGUAAGGCUCCUGCUUUGCCCACCCAUUUUCUACAUAUGUUUUUUUUCUUUUUUUUUUUAAUAACCGUGUUUUGUAUACAAUUAACAAGAGUUUCUGGCUAUUCAAAACUAGCCACCCCUGACCGAGUCCACUCACCCCUCCCCGUUAGUUCAUUAAUUGAACAAUAAAUAUGUGUUUUGGGGGGUGGUCUUUUAUUUGUGUUGUUUGGAAGUCUCUUGUCAGAUUGAGAGAAGGCUGCCCCGGGGUGAAGAUUGGUAUAACUUGGGGCGCUGGGGUCAGGGAGAAAGAAUGGACAGCAUUCGUAUUUCACACUCUAUGGGAAACUAAUAGUAAGACUUAAGAGUCCAUGGUUACAUGGAGAAGUAGCUGAGUCCAGGGCUCCUGUAGGAGAAUGGUAUCACAAGUCUACCCGUGUUAUAGAAAGUAACCGAGGUAGGGCUCUGUAGGGACCCAUGCCAAACAAAGCUUGGUGCUUGCCGCCCCCUGCUGGAGACAUCCGGCCUUGCAGGAGCAGUCGGUCCAAGUGUCACCCCAACCCUACCUGGGUUUCUAGGUUUUUCUGUGAGAGUUUUAGACAGGGCAAUAGAUAUAAAACAAGAAUCUCAGACCCAGCUAAGCCUGGGUUAGGGAAUUCCCCUCACCAGGGAAGCUUGUGUUCCAUAUGAGGAAGGGUGGAGGCGGGGCUUUAAAAAGAACACCAUGACCAUGAACACACCAGAGGCCAGACCUAAACAUUCAGCAUAGACAGAAACUCUUGGUGCUCACAGCUGUUUGUGGUCAUCCCUGUAACCUCAGUUUUGUAUGGAAACAGAGGCACAGUUAACCAACAUGUUGAGGCAUGGGACUGUGUAUGAAGAACCUCUGCUUGAGUUGCGUCUGUGUAUAGACAGACUCUCCCAGGUGUGCGAAACCAGGCAUGGCUGGGACUGCUGCUCCCGUGCUCCCUAACUAAUCCCCCUUUGGUUGUUGAGACGGGGUCUCACGUAGCCCAGGCUGGCCUCCAGCUCACUGUGUAGCUGAGGAUAUCCUUAAGCUCCUGAUUCCUGGGCUGCUUUCUCGUGAAUGCUGGGAUCACGGUGAGUCCCACCACUCCCCGUUUAUGGAAUUUGGGGCCUGAAAGCUCUUUAUCUCGUGGCUCCACUGAGCCCCUUUGAUCAGGGCACAGGGCUGGGUGGUGAGCCUUCUGGCCCUGGCUCUAGCCAUCCUCAGAAUCCUGUAGUAUAGCAGUAUGGCUGGGGCACUCAGAGGGGAUCAGAGGCUGGUGACUCUGUCAUUCUCCCUCUCUCUGCCAUCAGGGAUGGGGGUUGGUGCCUACCCAGACCCGAGUUUCUAUAUGCCCUCUGAAUGACAAAGCUGUCUCUUGCCUCUCAAGAAAAAUAAAACCACAGAGCUUUGCCAGCCGGUCUCGGGGGUCACCUGCUAUGGCACGUUUCUGUUACCCAAUGCCAAGGGUACCAUCUUGCCACCUUGUCUCUCAAGAAUAGAGAAUAACUUCAAGGGGUUGGAGAGAUGGCUCAGUGGUUAAGAGCACUGACUGCUCUUCCAGAGGUCCUGAGUUCAAUCCCUAGCAGCCACGUGGUGGCUCACAACCAUCUGUAACAGGAUCCGAUGCCUUCUUCUGGUGCAUCUGAAGACAGCGACAGUGUAUUCAUAAAUAAAAUAAUUAAAUAUUUUCUAAAAACCCAACAGAAUGACCCUCAAAAUUAGUCCCUUUCUUCACUCUUCAGUUUUUGAAGAUUUUUGUUACAAGAAAAAUGUGGGGGCUGGAGAGAUGGCUCAGCGGUUAAGAGCACUGACUGCUCUUUCCGAGGUCCUGAGUUCAAUUCCCAGCAACCACAUGGUGGCUCACAACCAUCUGUAAUGGACACCCACCCUGUUCUGGUGUGUCUGAAGACAGCUACAGAGUACACAUAUACAUAAAAUAAAUAAAUCUUAAAAAGAAAAAUGUGUUUAGGAACCCUGGUUUCCUGUGAAAAUUUAAAAAAAAAAAAACUGUUGAAGAAACUUCCUUUUGAAAUAUGCACAGCACAAGUAAAUAGUAAUUUGCUGAGCAUGGGGGCUGAUCCAUGCCUGUAAUCCAGCACUCAGGGGGUGGAGGCAGGAGGAUUGUGAGGUCAAAACAUGGACCAAAAAUAAACCCUUUCUUAAAUUGC